CCCCAUCUCCUAUUUAUAUCUUCCCCUGCGCCCAAUCCUUGGGCAGGUGUAGCAAAACAUUUCGUCGAACACCCGAAUACAUCCUCGAUUGGAAGAGAAACAAACAGAGGAGGAGAAGAAGAUGAGAUCGAUGGAAGAUGAGUUGUUUCCAUCGACGCCGGGGAAGGUGAAGAUCGAGCGGGCGCACACCAUCAAUCGCCAGCUCCACCGCUGCUUCGCCUCGACCAGCACCAUGUUCUUGUGGGCGCUGUUCCUGAUCGCGCUCACGGCCUCCUACCUCAGCUUCCAGAGCUUCGUCGACAGCUCCUCCCGAUAUCUCAACGCCUCGUGGGGCGGAAUGCAAUGGGAGAAGCAGAUCCGGGAAUCGUCCGCCGCCAGCCGCCCCGGAGGCAUGUCCGUGCUCGUCACCGGCGCCGCCGGCUUCGUCGGGACUCACGUCUCCCUCGCCCUCCGCAGGCGCGGCGACGGCGUGGUCGGGCUUGACAACUUCAACAAUUACUACGACCCUUCGCUGAAGAAGGCGCGACAGGCGAUGCUGCAGUCCCGCGGCGUGUUCGUGGUGGAGGGCGACAUCAACGACACCCGCCUCCUCGCUAGGCUCUUCGCCCUCGUGCCUUUCACCCAUGUGAUGCACCUCGCAGCGCAGGCAGGCGUGCGCUACGCCAUCGAGAACCCGGCGUCGUACGUGCACAGCAACAUCGCCGGGCUGGUCACCCUGCUCGAGGUGUGCAAGUCCGCCGACCCGCAGCCGGCGGUGGUGUGGGCGUCGUCGUCGUCGGUCUACGGCCUCAACGAGAAGGUGCCCUUCUCGGAGCUGGACCGAACCGACCGGCCGGCCUCCCUGUACGCAGCCACGAAGAAGGCCGGCGAGGAGAUCACCCACACCUACAACCACAUCUACGGCCUGUCCACCACGGGCCUCCGCUUCUUCACCGUCUACGGUCCCUGGGGCCGCCCCGACAUGGCCUACUUCUCCUUCACCCGCAACAUCCUCCAGGGGAAGCCCAUCACGGUGUACCGCGGCAAGGACCGCGCCGACCUUGCCCGCGACUUCACCUACAUCGACGACAUCGUCAAGGGCUGCGUCGCCUCCCUCGACACCGCGGAGAAGAGCACCGGGAGCGGGGGCCGGAAGCGCGGCCCGGCGCAGUACCGAAUCUACAACCUAGGCAACACCUCGCCGGUAACGGUGCCGGCGCUGGUCAACAUCCUGGAGCGCCACCUCAAGGUGAAGGCGAAGAAGAAGGUGGUGGAGAUGCCAGGCAACGGGGACGUCCCCUUCACCCACGCCAACAUCAGCUUAGCUCAGGCCGAGCUGGGCUACAAGCCGACCACCAACCUGGAGAUCGGCCUGAAGAAGUUCGUCAAAUGGUACCUCUCCUACUACGGCUACAAACCCAGAAGCGGCGGCUUAGCAGCAUGAGCAGGGGCAACGACGUCAGGAUCCGCAUAGUGCUUGUAAAGGAACCCCCUCUUUUUUCUCUGGAUCCAU
Messenger RNA from Musa acuminata subsp. malaccensis (wild Malaysian banana), 1492 nucleotides. Its product is annotated as UDP-glucuronate 4-epimerase 1-like. Lineage: Eukaryota; Viridiplantae; Streptophyta; Magnoliopsida; Zingiberales; Musaceae. The record is from RefSeq and is a predicted model, not a curated record.